CGAAUUGAUAGGGCGUUUAUUUGUACUGAUUUUGAUUGUCUCUUGGGCAACUGCAGGCUUUCUGCUUUAGAGCGCGUUGAGUCAGAUCAUUGUCCGAUUAUGAUUGAAUGGGGGUUCGAGGAGAGGUUACAUCGGUACUGGAAGUUUGAGAACAUGUGGUUUCUUGAUGAGAGCUUUAUUGCUAACACUAGUGAGUGGUGGAAUUGUCAACCCAGAGGUGUUGGAGAUUUGUUUCUCUUUGGGCAAAGGCUGAGGAUGUUAAAAGAGAAAAUCCGCAAGUGGAACAAAGAGGAGUUUCGAAAAGUUGAUGUUAGAAUUGCUGAGAUCUUGGCUGAAAUUAAGAUGUUGGACGGGAAAGAAGAAGAUGGACCUAUCUCUGUGGAAGACAGGAGCAGGCGGGAUACUCUCAAGUAUGAUCUUGAUAAGGUUUUGCUUAUGGAGGAAGUGGCUUGGAGACAAAAAUCUCGGGAAAAUUGGCUUAAGGUGGGCGAUAUGAAUUCAAGGUAUUUUCAUGGAGUGGUCAAUCACAACAGAAGAAGGAAUUUCAUCAGCUCUCUCAAGUUUAAUGGGACGCCUGUUGAAGGGCAAUCUGCGCUCAAAGCGGCUUUUGUUGAGCACUACUCUGCCGUGUUCAAGGAGGAGAAGAAAGUCAGGCCUUUCCCUGCAAGCUACGGAGGGGUGACCAUCUCGGAUUGUGAAAGGAAUUCCCUCGUUCGACAAUUCUCUGAAGAAGAGAUCUGGAUGGCAGUUAGAAAGUGCAGGGGAGAUAAAGCUCCUGGACCCGAUGGCUUCUCUCUGGAGUUCUUCAAAAAAUGUUGGGAUGUGAUCAAAUCUGAUAUGUUGAAAGCCUUUGAGGACUUCUUCAUCAAAGGGGAGCUGCCGAUCUGCAUUGCUCACUCCUUUCUGUGCCUUAUUCCGAAGAAAGAGAGUGUUAUCGAGGUGAAAGACCUUAGACCCAUCAGUCUGAUUGGUAGUGUCAACAAAAUCAUUUCAAAGGUUCUUACGGAGAGAUUGAAACCGAUCAUGAGCAAGUUAAUUUCUGGAAACCAGUUCUCCGGCAUUCGUGGAAGACAAAUUCAUGAGGCUUCAUUGAUCGCUAAUGAACUGGUUGAUAGCAGGAGGAAAAGCGGGAAACCAGGGCUCAUCUUCAAACUCGACAUCGAAAAGGCUUUCGACAACGUGAACUGGGAAUGCCUUGUUAAGAUUAUGGCAAGCUUUGGGUUCCCUCCGGCCUUCCAAAGGUGGAUUCACGGCCUUGUCUCUUCGGCUCACCUCUCGGUCCUGGUUAAUGGGGAAGCUGCUGGGUUCUUCAAAAUUGGCAAAGGUCUUCGUCAGGGAGAUCCGAUGUCCCCUUUCCUGUUCAAUCUUGUUAUGGAUGUCUUAUCUAUGAUGCUUGAGCGGCUUCGUGUGGCGGGAUUAAUCACGGGUUUUUGUAUGGAUGAGGGCAAUAGGAGGGGUGAAGUGACCCAUCUUCUCUACGCAAAUGACACUAUUAUUUUCUGCGACGCCGAUGAAGAUCAGGUGAUGAACAUUUUAGCAACUAUUAUCUGCUUUCAGACUGUUACCGGGCUCAGAAUCAAUGUGGAAAAAAGCAAGAUGCAUCCGAUUGGUAGCGUGGACAACCCAGAUAGAUUGGCUGCCAUGUUCGGAUGUGGUUGGAGUUAUCUGCCUACAGUGUACUUGGGGCUCCCCUUGGGAGCCAGCCCAAAUUCAGUUUCGGUUUGGAACCCGGUUUUAACAAGGUUUCAGUCCAGAUUGGAAGGUUGGAGAGGAAAAUUUCUCUCCCUCGGUGGAAGGCUUACGCUUGCUAGCAGCGUGCUAUCUAGUCAGCCCCUUUUCCUCGGAUCUAUAUGCAAAGCACCUAAGUCGGUGAUCGGGAAGAUGGAGAAAUCUCUUCGGAGGUUCAUUUGGUCUGGCGUUCAGGAUAAAGGAAGAUACCAUCUUGUUAACUGGCAGUUGUGCAAGGCCUUAAAAAAAGAAGGAGGGCUGGGUAUUCUUGACAUGGCUAGCAUGAAUUCGGCACUUCUCUCUAAAUGGCUCUGGAAGUUCGCCACGGAAAAGGAAGCGUGGUGGAGGAAGAUGAUCAGUAUAAAAUUCCCUAACCCUUCUUCUUUGUGGAAGGCUGGACAGAUUGAUGGGAGGAUUGGAUGCUCGCUGUGGAAGUCUAUUGCUAAGGAAGAGUCUUGCUUCUGGAAGUUUGCUGUUGUUGAUCCGGGUGGUGGUGCUUGGGUGUCUUUCUGGCAGGACCGGUGGAACCAUGGUAUGACCCUCGGUGAAUCCUUUCCAAGAGUCGCUGCCGCUUCUGCUCUUCCACAAGGCUGGGUUUCUGAGUUCGUAUCCUUUUCUUCUGAGAGGGGGGUGAGCUGGAAUUUGCCUCUUAUUUUAUCAUUGAGAGGGGGGCUGAAAGAGAGAGGUGUGAUUUAUUGGAUUUCUUGUCAAACCUUCCUCCUGGUUCGGUUUCAUGUGGUCCUUGCAGGAUUAUGUGGUCGCCGUGUCCAAGAGCUGGCUUCUCUGUACGCUCAAUGUACCAAUGCCUGUGUCGCGAGAAGUUUCCGGGAGUGGCGAAUUUCCCGUUCAAGUCAGUAUGGAGAUCGAAGGUUCCUUCGAAAGUUAAUGGAUUUGCUUGGCUGCUCUUUCAUAAUCGCACUCUUACCCAUGACAAUUUAAAGAAGCGAGGAUGGAAUAUUGUGAGCAGGUGCGUGUUGUGCGAAGCGAACAUUGAGACUGCGUCCCACCUGUUCAGAAGCUGUGAGUAUAGCACUAGAAUUUGGGACAGAUUUAUGACAGUUCUGUCAGUUGGAGGCCCAUUCCCGAUCGAUAUCCAACAGUUGUUUGGAUGCUGGUGCCGAGAGGAUCCUGGUGAUUGGCUGGAUUGGUUCCGGUAUCUUUUCCUUCAUGGCUUCGUUUGGGAGGUGUGGAAGGAACGAAAUGAGAGAUCCUUUAAAGAUACAAGUAAGACGUGGCAGGUCAUUUUCCAUAAAAUUGGACGAACACUACUUCAUUGGAUCUCUGCUGCGGGACAGAUCAAUGAUCGAAAUGCCAAGGAUUGGCUGAGAUUGCUUGCACAGGCGUGCCCUCCUCCACGAAACAUUAGCAUUUAGAUGCCUCUGGGUUUUGGUUUGUUUGGGUUUCAUCUGCUGUCCUUGGUUCGUUAGCUCCUGCAGGAGUCUUGUGUAUUCUCUUGGUCUUCUUUUCCUCCCCUCUAUUUCUGUUGUUUCUGCUGUUCUUGCUUUUUUUUGGGUCCCGGUUUGUGUGUCCCUCCCCUUCCUCUUUUUGCUUCCUGAACUUGUAUACACCCCUGGUGUAUUUCCUUGGUAAUGCAUCUUCACCAUUAUCAAAAAAGAAAGAAUUCGGUGCAUGGGUAGAUUGUGAAAUCCAUGUUGAGAAUAACUCGAUGAUUUCAGGGGUUUGCUUAUGCAUAUGGGAAUGUUAGUGGCCUUGUUGUUUAGUUGUUUUCAUUAGCUGUUGGUUUCUCAGUCAUUGAUGUAUGGUAUUUAACAGAUCUCCACCUCAGAAAAGGCUUCACCGAAUCUUCCAAAUGGACACUCCACUCCACUCUCGUCUACGAAAUCUAGGCCCCAUGGGAUGUCAAUUAAUGACUCUGAUUUUGCUAGGCAUACCAUGAGCAUGCGGGCACCAGGCUCAACUUCUGCUUCCGACCAAGUUUCCCCUGCCCCAACAACCUAUCCUAGUAACGGAUACGGUUCACAUUGCAAUGGUUAUGAUAACAAUCGGAGAGUAUAUUGGUCCCCACAUGACCCCCUUAGCCGUUUUAGGUUUGGACGAUGAGUAACCUAGAAAAAACUUCAGCUUGCCUGCUGUCUAGAAAUAGAGGCGGUUUUUUCUAGGACGCUGAAUUCUCUGUUGUAGUGUUGAUGCUUGUAGAGCAAGUGGCUAAUAGGUGAGCAUAAGUAGUGUCUCAAGCUGUGAAUAUGUUAACGGCUAGGAGAAAGGUGUUGUGCUUAACUCUUAGCCAUCUUGUAUAAUAUUGGUAGGUAUCCAUUCGGCCACAGAAAUGCUGUUUGUGAUUCUCCAGUUUAGUGAAUCCUGUUAUAGUUAGUGGACUGAGACUCAAU
Linum tenue is the source of this 4076-nucleotide messenger RNA. The record is from the annotation of a GenBank genome assembly. NCBI's taxonomy places the organism in Eukaryota, Viridiplantae, Streptophyta, Magnoliopsida, Malpighiales, Linaceae.